Cottoperca gobio is the source of this 1592-nucleotide messenger RNA. It is a transcript of the gene hmg20a, whose product is annotated as high mobility group 20A. Bases 236 to 1111 code for a protein of 291 amino acids. The record is from RefSeq and is a predicted model, not a curated record. The transcript is spliced from 9 exons. Gene Ontology annotation, cellular component: nucleus. Lineage: Eukaryota; Metazoa; Chordata; Actinopteri; Perciformes; Bovichtidae. Gene Ontology annotation, biological process: regulation of gene expression.
UCUGGCUUCCCCAGAUUACACAAGCCUUACGUUAACUAAUCCGUGACCUUUCCAGAUCGUAUAGCAUUAAGGUUUAUAGAUCUUACCAGAGGUGGCAAAGUCCAAAAACUUGCAACUCUACUCCAAUGACUGGCGAGUCGUGACUUCACCUGGAUAUUGAGACUUGAUAAUCUCCCGCAAGCCCAAAGAUUAAAAGACUCGAAAUUCAAAGUUUGGGACUUGACUCAGGGAAGUCAUGGAGGAGCAGACGGCAUCUCCUGCAGCCAAUGCCGACAACAACGGCCAGAGAAAUGGAGAUGAGAAACCCAGACGUGGCAGCUGGACCAAGGGGAGGAAGAGGAAGAAGCCGAUGAAGGACAGCAAUGCACCCAAGGCCCCCCUGACGGGCUACGUUCGCUUCAUGAACGACAGACGGGAGCAGCUACGAGCGGAGCGUCCAGACGUGCCCUUUCCAGAGAUUACAAGGAUGCUGGGCAACGAGUGGAGCAAGCUGCCCCCCGAGGAGAAGCAGCGAUACUUGGACGAGGCAGAGCGAGACAAGGAGCGCUACAUGCGUGAGCUGGAGAAGUACCAGAAGACAGAGGCCUACAAACAUUUCACCAGGAAGGUCCAGGAGAAGCAGAAGGGCAAGCGCCACAGGGGAGAUGUUGGGCACCAGGUAGCCAGUGAAGCUCUUCACGAGAAGGAUGCAGAAGGGAAGGACAGAACUGUGUUCGAUAUACCGAUCUUCACAGAGGAGUUUCUCAACCACAGCAAAGCACGUGAAGCGGAGAUGCGGCAGCUGCGUAAGACCAACAUGGAGUACGAGGAGCGCAACGCAGCGCUGCAGAAACAUGUGGAGAGCAUGCGCGGGGCAGUGGAGCGUCUGGAAGGUGACGUGAUGCAAGAGAGGGGACGCAACGGGCUCCUCCACCAACACCUGGAGACCCUGCGGCAGGCGCUCACCUCCAGCUUCUCCUCCGUACCUCUGCCAGCCAGUGGAGAAACGCCCACUCUGGACAGCAUUGAUUCCUACAUGAAGAAGCUCCACAGCGUCAUCGUCAGUAGCCCCCAAGAACAUGAGAAUCUCAUCAACACCGUGAGAGACGUGGUCAACCGUUUGGACAGAUAAUUGGACCUAAAGGAUUGAGGUUCACAGCAGAGGCUGCUCCUUGACGGUGGAUCUUCCUGUCCAUCUGUCCUCCCAAUUUAUUUUUAAAGCAUCUUUUGUUACUCUGCUAAGUUGAUGUAAGUGAAGGUGAUGUAGCGUCUCAUAUUUAUUUAUUAUUGUUUUACAUUUUUUUUAAACUCUGUUUACCCUUUAAUAUAGAUGUAGUUUGUUUUGUAAAAUAAUCAAAUGGUAGGACAUGAGAGUGUUUUAUGUCACUCAUUGCUCCUGUUCUGUCUUUAUGUCCAUUUAUAGCAAAUGCUUUCACAACGAUAUCUAAAGCAUUAGCAAACAUGUUCUGAUCAAAGGAAAAAUCAGUGGGUUUGUAUUUACUAUAUCCGAAUAAAUACUUUCCUUUUUAUACUCUGUUGAAGACAAACAUGUGCCAUUUAUUUUUUCCCUGUGUGAAAAAGUGUUUGUGUUUUCAAUAAACGUAUUUACAUCA